This is a messenger RNA of Rosa rugosa (rugosa rose), 2394 nucleotides long. RefSeq names its product phosphoribosylaminoimidazole carboxylase, chloroplastic. Gene Ontology annotation, biological process: 'de novo' IMP biosynthetic process. Bases 42 to 1970 code for a protein of 642 amino acids. Gene Ontology annotation, molecular function: phosphoribosylaminoimidazole carboxylase activity; metal ion binding; ATP binding. The transcript is spliced from 16 exons. The record is from RefSeq and is a predicted model, not a curated record. Gene Ontology annotation, cellular component: chloroplast. Lineage: Eukaryota; Viridiplantae; Streptophyta; Magnoliopsida; Rosales; Rosaceae.
ACAGACACAGACGGCGGCUUAAGCAGGAGAGUAGUGAAGUCAUGCUUCAGCAGAGCUCCCUCUUCGCCACCGCCGAUUUCGGGUUCAGGCCGUGUUUGGUUCUCCCCAAUAAUACCAAAAACCCAUUCUUCUCUUCCUCCAUGGACCUCAAACCAACCCACACCAAGCUCCCAACUUUUACUCCUGCUUCUUCUUCUUCUCGCUCGCUAAACCAGGCCUUGGCUUGCCGGGCGUCACGUGACUCUCACGUGACCCCUCCUCCCAGUGGAGAUGGUUUAGCUGCUGUUGUUCAUGGAUUGUCUGAGACCAUUGUGGGUGUUCUUGGAGGAGGCCAGCUGGGUCGGAUGCUGUGCCAAGCAGCUUCACAAAUGGCUAUUAAGGUGAUGGUAUUGGACCCACAGGAGAAUUGUCCGGCGAGUAGACUUGCCUAUCACCAUAUGGUUGGGAGCUUUGAUGACAGUGCCACUGUCCAAGAAUUCGCGAAAAGGUGUGGAGUGUUGACGGUGGAAAUCGAACAUGUGGAUGUGGAGACAUUGGAGAAGCUUGAGCAGCAAGGAGUAGACUGCCAGCCGAAAGCCUCUACAAUCAGAAUAAUACAGGAUAAAUAUCUUCAAAAGAUUCACUUUUCGCGGCAUGAUAUUCCACUUCCUGAAUUUAUGCAGAUAGAUGAUCUGGAAGGUGCCAAGAGGGCAGGCAACCUCUUUGACUAUCCUCUAAUGAUAAAGAGUAAAAGAUUAGCUUAUGAUGGGCGUGGAAAUGCUGUUGCUAAGAGUGAGCAUGAUCUUUCUUCUGCUGUAACAGCUCUUGGAGGGUUUGAUCGCGGUUUGUAUGUUGAGAAAUGGGCCCCUUUUGUAAAGGAGCUGGCCGUCAUUGUUGCUAGAGGAAGAGACAAUUCUAUCGUGUGCUAUCCUGUUGUUGAAACUAUACACAAGGAAAACAUUUGUCACAUUGUCAAAGCACCUGCUAACGUGCCAUGGAAGAUCCGAAAGUUGGCCACUGACAUUGCAUCUAGAGCUGUCAGUUCAUUAGAAGGCGCUGGUGUGUUUGCGGUUGAGUUGUUCUUGACAGAGGAUGAUCAGAUUUUGCUAAAUGAAGUAGCUCCCAGACCUCACAAUAGCGGUCAUCACACAAUAGAGUCUUGCUACACCUCACAGUAUGAACAGCAUUUGCGGGCUGUUGUUGGUCUUCCACUUGGUGAUCCAUCAAUGAAAACUCCUGCUGCAAUUAUGUACAAUUUACUUGGUGAAGAUGAGGGGGAAGCUGGUUUCCACCUAGCUCAUCAAGUGAUUGGAAGAGCCUUGAGUAUUCCAGGGGCUACUGUUCAUUGGUAUGAUAAGCCAGAUAUGCGGAAGCAACGGAAAAUGGGUCAUAUUACCAUUGUUGGACCUUCCAUGGGCAAUGUGGAAAAAGCUCUGGAUUCAAUGCUAAAUGACAAAAUAUCUGAUAGUCAGUCCGCUGCCACACCGCGUGUUGGGAUCAUAAUGGGUUCUGAUUCAGAUCUUCCUGUUAUGAAGGAUGCUGCAAAAGUUUUGAUUAUGUUUGAAGUGCCUCACGAGGUUAGGAUAGUUUCUGCGCAUCGAACUCCCGAUUGGAUGCAUUCUUAUGCCUUGUCUGCCCAGGAAAGGGGAAUUCAGGUCAUCAUUGCUGGUGCUGGUGGCGCAGCUCACUUGCCAGGAAUGGUAGCUGCAUCCACUCCAUUACCCGUUAUUGGUGUCCCUGUGCGUGCCUCUACAUUGGAUGGAGUUGAUUCGGUUCUAUCUAUAUUGCAGAUGCCAAGAGGGGUCCCGGUUGCAACAGUUGCUAUAAACAAUGCCACCAAUGCUGGUUUGCUAGCAGCAAGGAUGUUAGCUGUUUGUGAUGCUGAUCUACUUGCAAGAAUCAGCCAGUAUCAAGAAGACACAAAGAGCGAAGUCUUGGCAAAAGAUGAGAAGCUACAGAAAGUUGGUUGGGAAUCUUAUUUGAAUCCUUGACAGCCAAAGCACUCUGGCAAUGUCUGUUCAAGUUUUUGUAGUUUCACUUUCUCUUGAAGUCGGUCUCCUCAACAUGCUAUUAGACAAGGAGAAGUUGAAUUCCAACGAAGACUACAAGAGAAGGUAUCUAACAGUUCAUUGAGACGCUGUACAAUGGCAAAAAUUGAAGGUCUUUGCUAACAGAAAAGUUAAUGUAAUUUAUUUGAAGAGGCUUCAUAGUAAAAAAAAAAAUGAGGGAAAAUGAGGAAAGAUGAUGAGUCAGAAGAAACUUCUAUUUAUCUUGUAUCAGUAAGUAUCACCACAAGUUACGUCUACCCUUCGACAAUGAACAAUUUGAAGGGUUUUGUAUGUUUCGGUCAUAUUGAAUGUUUUCCUAUUGAGUUUUCAUCUUGUGACAAAAGUCACAAAACACUUGCUUACAAGA